Colletotrichum truncatum is the source of this 1596-nucleotide messenger RNA. RefSeq lists its product as uncharacterized. Lineage: Eukaryota; Fungi; Ascomycota; Sordariomycetes; Glomerellales; Glomerellaceae. The record is from RefSeq and is a predicted model, not a curated record.
AUGGAUGAUGAAUUAUUCGGAGCCCAGUUUGGGGCUGCUGGCGAUAUGCCGCCUCCACCGCCACCGGAUUUCUCAUCAAUGUCCUACUCCCCCGAUCUCUUUUCCCAGUAUAUUUCACCUUUUGAUACUCCCAGCUUACUCUGGUCCCAAAACUUCCCGCCGGCUAUGGAUAACCGCCCGAGAGGUUUCAUGCGUGCGGACGAGAUAUUCUCGGAAAACGGCGGGCCUAUCCCCCUUCCCCCGAGGUUCGCACAGAUCAAACGCAGCCUCGUCGCCGGCAAGGAAACAGCCAUAGUGGACUCGUGGAACCGACUCCUGGUCGCCCUCCGCGCUGAGAUUGCACUGAUUGGCGUAACAAAGUCUGACAUAAUUCCCACCAUCGAUUUUUCGGAGCUCAAGGACCAUGCCCGCGUGUCUGAAUUUGCCGCCAAGCUCCGGCGCCGAGGUGGCGCCGUCAUUCGCAACGUUGUAACGGCGGAGGAAGCCCACAAUUGGCGGGAAGAGACGGAGACAUAUCUCUCCGAUAACCCAGAAACUAGGGGGUGGCCGACACGCGAUCCUCACCUCUUUGGAAUUUAUUGGUCGCCGGCGCAGAUUAAGGGUCGCGCCCAUCCGAAUGUGCUCGCUACUCAACGGUUCUUGAUGAGGCUAUGGCGCUCGCGUGACGCCAACGCCUCGGUAGCGGUUGACCUUCCCGUAGCCUACGCGGACCGUCUGCGGAUCCGUACGCCGGGCGAUGAGUUUUGGCAUCUGAAUGCCCAUGUAGACGGCGGCAGUGUCGAGCGGUGGGAAAGCGAUGGGUACGGAAAUGCUGGCACGUAUCAACGCAUAUGGGAUGGGCGGUGGGAAGAUUAUGAUCCCUGGGAAAGCAGCACACGGCUUAAGGUCACUUCAGAUCUUUAUAAUGGAGCGGGCUCAUGCAGCAUGUUUCGCAUGUUCCAAGGCUGGCUCUCAAUGUCGGACAUCGACCCUGCCGAUGGCACACUUCUUCUCUGCCCCAUGCUCCAGCUCGCCACCGCCUACUUUCUCCUUCGACCAUUUUUCUCCCCGCAUAAUCCUUCCCCCGAAUCUCCAAAUUUCCUAGCUCGCGAGAACUGGUCUCUUGACUUCACGCAAACUAGCAUCAUUCAGGGUGCAGUUCCCUCAUAUACCCAGGAACUCAACGCGACAUUGCAUCCGCAUUUGCAAUUCGAUAAAUCCCUCGUGCGCAUCCCGCCCGUCCGUCCUGGUGACUAUGUGGUGUGGCAUCCUGACAUGGUGUACGGCGUUGACAAAGUGCCAUUGUCAGCUUUGCCUGCCACCAUCAUGUAUAUCCCCGCCUGCCCGUUGACACAAACCAACGCUCUGUACCUCGCCCGUCAGAGGAAGGCAUUCCUUCUUGGCCAGCCAAGCCCAGACUUUGGGGGCGGCCGUGGCGAGACGAGACAUAUGGGCCGACCUGGCGUGCAGGAAGUUAGCGAUGCGGGUGGAGAGGACGGGCUUAGGGCCAUGGGGUUGCUUCCUUGGGAAGACCAGGAGAGGAGAAGUCCGACAGAGAAGGCGUUGGUUAGGAUGGCGAAUGCCAUCUUGUUCCCUGACCGCUACGAUAUGCUUUAA